Messenger RNA from Eublepharis macularius, 2063 nucleotides. Its product is annotated as solute carrier family 22 member 13-like. Gene Ontology annotation, molecular function: transmembrane transporter activity. Gene Ontology annotation, biological process: transmembrane transport. The transcript has 12 exons. The record is from RefSeq and is a predicted model, not a curated record. NCBI's taxonomy places the organism in Eukaryota, Metazoa, Chordata, Lepidosauria, Squamata, Eublepharidae. The coding region runs from base 386 to 2020 and encodes 544 amino acids. Gene Ontology annotation, cellular component: membrane.
CGUGCUUUCGGCAUUCAAAAGGCAUCCUGUGUCGUCUUACUUUCCUCUUAUGGAACAUGCGGGGAAGGAGGCAAGAUUCCCAAGGGAAAAUACAUAUGUUCAAAUUACAAGGGAAACAGAGCAUUUUCAUUAUGCAAAGAGCCCCUCGUUCUAAAUUGACCUGAUUCCGAGUCAGCAUUUCCGCUGGAUGCCGUGACAUGAGUUCACAGAGUAAAUGUGCUCAUCAACAUGUUGACUCCUGGCACCGAAAUACAGCGCUGUCUCUCUGUGUCCAGUGUCAGGCGUAGCUCAGAGACUUCCCAGACAGGCCUCAACAAGCAGUGAGCAACCAGCAAGGUUCCAGAUGUGACAAAGAUACCUGCUAGCUACUGGUGAAGGCAGAAUCAUGGAAUUUGGAGACAUCUUGAAGGUGAUCGGGGAAUUUGGGUGGUUCCAGAAAUGGCUGGUAUUCCUGCUUUGCAUUCCAAAUUUCCUCACUCCUUUUCACAUGUUUGGCCAAGUGUUCAUCAUUAUGGACGUGCCACACUAUUGCAACACAAGCUGGAUCCGCAAGCUGAACUGGAACCUGACCGAAGGGCAGGAGUUGAACUUGACAAUUCCUAGGAGGCCAGAUGGAUCUCUCGAGGAAUGCCGUAUGUUUACUCCCGUGCAAGAGGAUCUUCCAUCGAUACAAUUCAAUUCCACAGAAAAAUGCCAAGAUGGUUGGAUCUAUCCUGCAGACGUUCAGCCAACAUUGCUAACGGAGUUUAACUUGGUCUGUGAUCGAGCGCACUUAAAUGACAUCUCUCAAUCUAUUUACAUGACGGGCCUUCUUGCUGGAGCUCUGGUAUUCGGGCCACUGAGUGACAGGAUCGGGAGUCGAAACAUGAUCUUGCUCACCCUUCUCUUGAUGGGCUCCUUUGGAAUCGGGGCAGGCUUUGCACCCAAUUUGUACGUCUACAUCGCCUUGAGGUUCAUUGUGGGCUCUGCUUUUUCUGGAAUCAGCAUAAGCAUGGCAGCUUUAAGUUCCGAGUGGGUCGGGGCUUCCUACCGCCCCCUUGCAAUGAUUAUUACUCACUGCGCAAACGCCAUGGGGCAGAUGGCCUUGGCUGGCUUGGCAUAUGGCAUUCGGGACUGGAGGCUCUAUCAGAUUGUUGGCUCAGCUCCUGCAUUAUGUCUCUUUUUUUACAUAUGGGUCCUUCCCGGUUCUGCUCGAUGGCUUGUGACGAGAGGGAAAAUAGAAGAAGCAAAGAAGGUGAUUCGAAGGGCAGCACAGAUCAACAAGCGGAGCAUCCCGGAAGAGUCACUCAAUCAGCUGGCUCCUGAAAAGAAGGCCAAAUCUGGAAAUAUCUUGGAUCUUUUUAGGAAGCCACACCUAAGGAAACUGAUUUUAAUUAUGGCCUGGGUCUGGUUUGUGGACAGUCUGGUGUACUAUGGAGUGAGCCUUCACGUUGGGGAUUUCGGCCUGGACAUCUACAUGACCCAGCUUGUGUUUGGAGCUGUUGAAAUACCAGCACGGGCCUCCUGUAUCUUCCUGCUCCAGUGGAUGGGGAGAAAGAAAUGCCAAGCUGCUUGGCUUCUGCUGGCAGGAGUCAUUUGCCUGAUCAUUCCGGCUAUCCCCAAAACUCUCCCCAUCGUCGUAACCGUGCUGGCUGUUAUCGGCAAGGCUGCUCUUGCGGCCUCCUUUUCGACCACCUAUGUGUUCUCCGCAGAAGUAUUUCCCACGGUUGUCAGGCAGACCAGCUUAGGUUUGUGCUCCAUGUCUUCCCGAAUCGGUGGUAUCCUUGCGCCACUGGCUGGUAUUUUGGAUGAGAUCCACCCUGCGAUUUCAAUGGUGCUAUUUGGAAGCACGGCAUUGGUUGGGGGGAUCCUCUGCUUCUUUCUUCCUGAGACGCGGAACAGAGAUCUUCAGGAUGACACAACCAAGGCGUCAUCAAGUCAGCUAUCCGACAAGGCAGUCCACAGUAGUGUUAAAAAUGGAUCUGUGGAUGAGAAAGACGGACACCGGAUUACAGAGACCACCAUGAGUACAUUUUUGUAGUGGCGAGAACAAAUCUCUUGGCUUUGAAAGGAAAGACAGAACG